UUAUUUAACAACUAUUGGCGAAGUGGAACGUUCUAGUAAACAAAAAAUUCUAGCAAAAAGAUUCGAACAGUAUAUGAAAAAUUCUAAAAAUGAAGAUAUGUGCGAAGAAAUAUCAAAGUUACUUAUGGUUGUCAAUGAAGUUUCUAAUCCUGGUGUAAAGUACAUACAAGAAGCGAAUACAAAAUUAAACAAAUAUUUAGAAGAAAUUAAGGAAAUCUUAAAAAAAGACGAUACUAUUGAAGCUUUUCGAGAAAUUUUUAUCCAUUUAUAUAAAAUGCCCAGGACAUUUGAAAGCUAUAAAACAAUAGUUAAUUAUGAAACUUUACUGCGUCAAACAGCUGAUGAUAUUAUUGACAUGAAGUUAAUUAGUCAGAACUUAGGCACUGAUGCAAAAAAAAAAUUGACUAAUUCCUUGACCUGUUUAAAUACAUUGGCAAAUGAAAUUGCUUAUGACGGAAGAAUAUCCUUUAUACGAUAUGUCUUGAAUUCUUCUAAUAAAAUGCAGAUCAUUUUUAGCAAUAUUUCGCUUACAAAUAUUGAAAUUAAUAGACAUUUUAAAGAGCUUGCUUUAUAUUUUCAUCCUGAUAAAACGGGUGACUAUAAUACUCCAAUUUCGCUUCGAGAUGAACAUAAAAAUUUAGGCGAAGAAUUAUUUAAACACAUUUUAAAAUCCAAAAAGCGCUUGUUGGCUGACUUAGAAAAUAUCAUCCAUGAAGAAGCAGCACAUGAACUUUGGAAAAUUGCGAUUGAUUACCGUAAUGCAGCUGAAGGAAAAUGGGGUCAACUGAACGUGUUAAAUCAAAACGAAAUAAAUCAAUAUUCUUCUGAAGAAUUAAGGCACCUCAGUAUAACUAAUGGUAAAGUAGCCUUUGAGACAUAUCGAGAAGCUUGUAAACUUGCUGAUGAAGAUGACAUAAAUAAACAAAUAAAAUUACGAGAGAAUAUGGCAUUAUGCUUACAUAUUGCUGGUCAAUCAUUAGAGUCCCAGUUGUAUGCUUUAUCAGCAAUUCGUAUGUUACUUAUAAACUGUCCAGUAUCGACACCACAGGAUUAUACGAAAGUAAAAAAAAUAUUUGAUAAAGUUAAUGGUAAUAGCCAUACAGGAGAAGCGCCUGAUAAAAUUACAUUAGAUUUAGAAAAGUUAGGGCAGAGGAACCCCUAUUACGUUAAAAUUUGUUAUCAAGAUUCAAUUAAUGAAAAUAUAGAAAAAAGAAUUUCUGAAUUAAUGCUCAAGCCAGACCGUGGUUUGAUUCGAUGUAAAUCAUCAUCAUCUACAUUCAUUGAAUCGACAUUACUGUAUUGUAUUGGUAUGCUUAAUCCAAUAAUUCCGGCGGUGAUUGACAAUUGGUAUGCGGCAACUCGUGAGAAACUGAUUGAAAUUAUAAAGGAAGCAUUAGACGCUAACGAUAAGGGAGAAUAUCAAGAAUUCAUCAAUAUACUUUCGAAGGAAUAUAAAACAGUACAGAUUGAUGGAAAAAAUGCAAAUGAUUUAAAGGUUUUUGCGAAAAAUGUUUUUUGCGGAGUAUUGAGCGAAGACCUUAAGGAAGACGCUGAAAAGCUAGAUAAUCAGGCAAUUGAACAAACUGUCAAAAUUAUUAAUGAAAUUAGAGAGUCGAUAAGCAGUAAUUAUCAGUUUGUUGGUACUUCUAAAUUACGCUUAGAAACUUUGAAAGAUUUCUUAUGGGUUAUUAAUGGUAGAGAAACAUCUGAAGAAAUUUUUGAGGAAUUUCCCGAAGAAUCAACCGAUUCAUUUCCAUCCGAAAACAAAGACUAUAGAUAUUUGGAAUAUUUGAAUGAACAACUAAAACAAACGUCUUCUCAAUCAGAAAAAGUAAAAAUAUACAAUAAUAUAGCAACUUUUUUUGAGCAUUUGGCCAAAAAAGAUCACAAAAUUGAUAAAUUAAACAGCUUACGUAACUGGAAUAGAGCUCAAAAUAAUUAUGAGCGUGCACGUGAAAUAGAUUCUCAAAAUCUUGAUUCUGCACUUGGUUAUGCAAAAUGUUUAUUAAAAUUGUCCAAAUAUACUCAGAUUAUUGAACUUAUCAACACGAGCACAGUUUUAACCUUGUCAUCAGAGUAUUGGUGCUUCCGUAGUAUUGCUUAUUAUAAGCAAGCCAAUUAUGAAAAAGCGAACGAAUGCAUUAUUGAAGCGUUAAGAUUAGAACCUAAAAACAAAUUAGCUCACGAACAAAGAUUAUUCCUCAAAAAACUAAUGGGCGAAAAUUCGAGUAAACGUCGCAUUAUCCAAUACGAAAGAGAAAAAAAGGAUGCGAAAUAUGAACAAAAUUAUUUCCACAAUUCUCGAACUUCAACCGGUGGUAUCAUUGCUGCUGGACUAUCUACACCGCACAAUAAAUAUACCGAUUUUAAGCCAAAGUUUUCGGCUUCAGAAUUAUUGAAUAUUUACCAAAAUCGUACAAAACAAUUAUUCACUAUAAAUAAUGAACAGAAAUCAAAAACAAAGUAUACGAAUGAAGGUCGCUCUAACCUAUUUAAAGAAUUUUUUGGCCAAACGCAAUUGAGUCAUGCACUCACUGAACUGGUUAUCCCUGCAAUAGAUGAAGCUAAUUCACCGCCAGAAUAUUUAUUUACGCGUAAUGAUGCUCGCAGUGAUGAAUUUAAAAAUGAUUCUUUUGUUAAUACUUUAAUGGCUGCAACGUCUAUACCAACUUUUUUCUCACCCUAUAAGAUAAAUAAUAAAGGUUCUUUCUUGGAUGGAGGUAUGCAUAUCAAUAAUCCGGCAGAAAUAUCCUUUACUGAAGCUAUUAAAUAUAAAGUAGCAAGUGAAAAAAUUUUCAUACUUUCACUGGAUCUUUAUCGAGAACAACUUUUUUGGGCAUCAAAAAAAUUUAAUAUAUCUAACGAAGAAAAUGCAAUUGAUCGUAAAAUGUACUCUAUGCUAGGAAAUCAAUAUCAACGGUGGCAAGUUUCGUAUGAGGAACCGAUAAAAUUGGAUGAUUUUGAAAGAAUUCCGUAUCUCACAGAGAUAGGUCAUCAGUAUUUAGAAGAAUUAGAUGAUUCAGACGAGAAUCCUAUUAAAAAAUUGGUAGAUUACUUUGAAAAUAAGAGGGAUAAUUUAUCCUAG
This is a messenger RNA of Racocetra fulgida, 3085 nucleotides long. NCBI's taxonomy places the organism in Eukaryota, Fungi, Glomeromycota, Glomeromycetes, Diversisporales, Gigasporaceae. The record is from the annotation of a GenBank genome assembly.